AUGAACCGAACCAUCAACCUCUUCGAAAAUAUCCUCGUUACUAUCUGGAUAUACAAUGUUGUGAUAUAUUUUAUAUCCGAAGAAAUUCCUGGCUUCGUCUUGCCUGUUCUGUCAUUCCUCACCAUGCUCGUCUUCAUCUGCGUCGCUCCAUACGUGGUACACCGUGAAGGCUACAACCUCAUCAUAUUCUCAUACUUCUGCUCUUCGUCACUUGUCUUCAACUUCUACAUGCGAUCGGACUAUGAAGCAUACCUUGCUGUUUAUCGUCGUUCAAGCAACCAAUCAUGCGCCUAUUCUGGAUAUACUGCACCCUCCAGAAGGAAGCCUGUUCUGCCUAUUUCUUCUACUUCCACGCCCGUUCCGCCGCCAUUUUCGAAGCCAUUUUCGUUAUAG
Desarmillaria tabescens is the source of this 393-nucleotide messenger RNA. RefSeq lists its product as uncharacterized. The coding region runs from base 1 to 393 and encodes 130 amino acids. The transcript is spliced from 2 exons. NCBI's taxonomy places the organism in Eukaryota, Fungi, Basidiomycota, Agaricomycetes, Agaricales, Physalacriaceae. The record is from RefSeq and is a predicted model, not a curated record.